AAAAAUUUUCUUUUCACAAUCAUUUGUUCCGCUAUUUUUACGCUUUCGGUAAUAUAUUUUAUACAGCGGUUGGGCAAUGAAGUAGCAUAUUUUUAUUGUAGCAUCGAUCAUUAUAGAAUUAUAUUUUUGAACUAAUUAAUUACCUGAGAAAAAAUUAUUAUAUGGGCUAAGUAUUUGUAAAAUUAAAAAUAUUACUUUUAAGUAUAUAUAUCCAGACUUUAUUUGUUUUCGCCUUAGUCAAUAGUUUUUUUUAUAAUUUUUGUAUUGAAUUCUCUUCUUCGGUUUACUUUCGGUGAAUUGUUAGAUAUAUUCUUUAAGAACCAAGGAUUGAAUUGUUUAUUUGUAUAGAUUAAUAAAGCUGAGUGCUAAAAAAAUCAGAUCAUACCAUAUAUACAGACAUACAGGAGAGUGUAAACGAAAGAAAAAAAAUGUCUGCUAGUUUAUUUAGAUCAAGACAAAUCAAAUCUAAGAAGAGUUUGAAGAACCUUAAGAUCUCAGGUCCUCUUUCACCCGAUUUAUCAUCACAAGCUAUUCCAAAGUCUUUUGCAAUUCAAGAUUCAGAAUAUGCCAUUAUUGUUUUGGUAGCAAAAUAUGGUUUCUCAGGAGAAAAUCCUCAAGAAUUAAGUAUUGAAACAAAAGAAUACCUUAAAUUAAUAGAACGAUUAGGAAAUGGUUGGUUAAAAGUUUCUAGAUUGGAUAAUUCUUUUGAUAUGGGUUUAGUUCCAGCUUCGUAUGUUGACAUUGCUGUCAAUGAUGCUCUGAAUCCUAUAUCUUUAAAAUGGUUACAUGAAUAUAAACAAGGAAGAAUAACUGAUCUUGAUGUGAAAAAUGAUGAAGAUGAUGAAGACGUUGAACUUUACAAUAAAUUAACCGAACCUGCAGAUGCAAGUUCAAGUAUCUAUUCCAAUAAUGAAGUAUUCGAUUUCGAACAUGCUUAUCCUAAAUCAGUAUCUAUAGAAAAUGUUUUAAAAGAUACCAAUGGUAAAUUUUGGUAUAAUUUAAAAUUUACAAUGUCAAAUGAUGAUAUAGUAUAUGUUAAGAAAAGUUAUCAACAAUUUUAUAAUAUCCAUAUCGAAUUUAUUAAGAAUUAUCCUGAUGUGGAUUUAGCAAAAUUGCCUCAACCUAUAAGGCGAGCAAGUUUAUCAUCAACUGUAUAUGAUAAGAGCCUUGUUCAAGACUUAAAUAAUUUAAGUUCAGACUUAAGUUUAUAUAUCAAGAGAUUAAUCGAAAUACCUACUAUUAAAUAUUCAGGUGAAUUUCAUAAGUUUAUUUAUGAACAAGCUCAUAUUAAGUGUAAAAGUCAAUCUGAAGAAACUGAUGAAACUUUAAUUGCAGAUAUAAUUCAAAGAUUAUCACCAAAUUCAAUUGAUAUUAAUUCUCCAACCACAAGUGCAUUUUCAACAACUGCUCCUUUACCUCCUCCAAAAUCUUCCAAAAAAUCGAUUUCUGCCAUUCAAACUAGAGAUGAUACUAGUAAUUAUAAAUAUUCUACAUAUAUUCAACAAAACAAACAUAUAGUACCUUCCACCAGUUCAAAUACUCUCUCAAGCUAUACUUCAUUGAUUGCAAGAUAUGAUGAUAGCUAUUAUGAUGCUGUUGAACAAGAUGAUAGAGAAACAGAUGAAAGAGAAACAAGCUUUACUGAAUCUGAAGAUUCAAAAGAUACUUCUAUGGUUACUAGAGCAACUUCCGUAGAAUCUACCUUAUUAUCCAAACGUGGAAGUAAUGAUACCCAAGCAAGUGAAGAAAUCGCUGAAGUGGAAGAAGAUGAGGAAUAUGAGGCAGAAGCAGAAGAAGAGGAUGUGGAUGUGGAGGAAGAUGAUGAGAUACAGAAAGAUAUGAAAAUCAAAUCUGAAUUUAUAGAAUCAUUAAAGGAUUUAUGUCCCAGAGAUUCCUCUAAAUUUGGUAGUGGUCAUUCAUCAUCCAAUUCUGAAAGUGAUAUUGAUUCAGUCUUUUCACUGAAAACUAGUGUUCCAUCAACUCCAAUAAUAGCUACUAGUGGAUUCUUUGCCACUCCGGAUUGUGUACUUAAUGUUACCAGUCCGAUAACUCCUACAUCACCCAUUAUGGAAGAUAAUGAAAGUGAAUCAAUAUCUCCAAGAUCAGCAUAUGAAUAUAGAAUGAGUAGAAAAUCUGUUUUAACUCCAGAAAAGUUAAAGAACAGAGCAUCUUCAUUAGAAUCUAUUAUUAGUGUUCCAUCUCAUCAUAAAAGAGCUAUGAGUGAAGUAGCACCAGUGAUGACAUUUGCUUCACCUAUUUUACCAGUCAAAGAAAGAGCUACUAGUGUGAUAAAUUGCAAUGCAGGAGAUUAUAUUAAGAUUAAGAUUUUCUUAAAUAAUAAGGAGGAUGAUAUAGUGGCAUUAAAGAUAAAGAGAAAUAAUUUGAUUUCAAUAGUUUAUUUAAAGAAAUUGUUAUCUUAUAAGAUAUACAAAGAUUAUAAUUUAGUCAACCAUUAUAGAUUACAAGUGUCUGAAACAGAUGAAGAAAUGGAUGAUGAAGAGUUAUUGAAGUAUAUUAAGGAUUAUAACAAGAUAAGUUUAAAGUUAAUAAGAGUUAGAGGUUCUAUGUAAUGUAGUAAUCUUUUAUUAUACAUGUGGGGAGGUUUCAAUUUGGUUUUAAUAGUAGUUAGUUUUUUAAUAGGAUAAGUUCAUGAAUGUA
Molecule: messenger RNA, 2658 nt
Organism: Scheffersomyces coipomensis
Lineage: Eukaryota; Fungi; Ascomycota; Pichiomycetes; Serinales; Debaryomycetaceae
Exons: 1
Coding region: 429-2570 (713 amino acids)
Molecular function (GO): protein binding; phosphatidylinositol binding
Source: RefSeq, a predicted model, not a curated record